AUGUCUACGUUCAUAGAAAAUGUGCAUAUAAAGGAUGGCGAAUACACAAAAAUAAUUUACAAUAUGAUAAAAGAGCAGCGAUAUACCGAAACUAUUAAAGUCUUGUUAAAUCUCUUAGACUCUCAUCCCAAUUCCAGACCUUGUUUGUCCCUUCUGGCCCACUGUUACUUUUACACGCAAGACUUCUUGGCCGCGGCCCAGUGUUACGAGAAGCUCGUCCAGCUAUGCCCGGAGGAGAAUCUGUACAAACUCUACUACGCCCAGUCUCUGCAUCAGGCUUGCAUGUACCCAGAGGCAUGGGCGGUCUGUUCGAGCAUCAUCAAUCAAAGUAACUUGGAAUUCAAGGUGAAGAAGCUGCAGGCAGCUAUAAAAUACGGGCAGGAGGACAUGGUGGCUGCGAAGAAUCUCGUAGAUCAAUGUCCCGCCGACGACGUCGAUACAGAAAUCAACCUGGGAUGUCUCUUGUACAAGGAGGAGCAGUACGAACAGGCCCUCAAGAAAUUUGCAAAUGCGUUGCAAAUCGCGGGAUUCAAGCCUCACUUGUCGUACAACGUCGCCCUUUGCUACUUCAAGCUGAAAGAGUACGCGGCAUCGUUGAAACACAUCGCUACUAUUAUCGAACACGGUAUCAGGGAGCAUCCAGAGCUGAGCGUAGGGAUGGCCACCGAGGGCAUCGAGGUUCGGAGCGUCGGGAAUACGUUGACGCUGCACGAGACAGCGCUGACGGAGGCGUUCAAUCUGAAGGCCGCCAUCGAGUACCAGUUGCAAAAUUACGAUGCGGCGAAGGAGGCAUUAACGGACAUGCCGCCGCGUUCCGAGGAAGAGCUCGACGCCGUUACCCUGCACAAUCAGGCGUUGAUAAACAUGGACACGAAGCCGAGCGAGGGAUUCGAGAAGCUGCAGUUUCUGCUGCAGCAGAACCCAUUCCCGCCCGAGACCUUCGCCAACUUGUUGCUCCUGUACUGCAAAUACCAGUAUUACGAUCUCGCCGCCGAUGUCUUGGCCGAGAACGUACAUCUGACUUACAAAUAUCUGACGCCGUAUUUAUACGAUUUCUUGGACGCGCUAAUAACACAGCAAACCUCGCCGGAGGAGGCGUAUCGCAAGUUCGACGACCUCGCUAAUAAGCACACGGAAGCGCUUCGCAAGGCGACCAAGCAGGUCCAGGAGGCGAGGCUUAAUCACGACGACAAUGCCGUGAAGAAGGCCGUGACCGAUUACGAGGAGGCUCUCGAUCGAUACGUUCCCGUGUUAAUGGCACAGGCGAAGAUCUAUUGGGACUUGGAGAAUUAUACCCAGGUGGAGAAGAUCUUCAAGAAGAGCGUCGAGUUCUGCAACGAGAACGACGUGUGGAAGUUGAACGUCGCACACACGCUGUUCAUGCAGGAGAGCAAGUUCAAGGACGCGACGCGUUUCUACGAACCGAUCGUCAAGAAGAAAUAUGACAACAUCCUGGACGUGAGCGCUAUAGUCCUCGCGAACCUCUGCGUCAGCUACAUCAUGACCUCGCAGAACGCGGAGGCCGAGGAGCUGAUGAAGAAGAUCGAGAAGGAGGAGGAGGCGGUAUCGUUCGAGGAUCAGGACAAGAAGCUCUUCCACCUGUGCAUCGUGAAUCUGGUGAUCGGGACGCUCUACUGCUCCAAGGGUAACUACGAGUUCGGCAUAUCGCGGGUGAUGAAGAGCCUCGAGCCGUACAACAAGAAGCUCGGCACCGACACCUGGUUCUACGCGAAGAGAUGCUUCCUGUCGCUCCUGGAGCAACUGGCGAAGCAGCUGGUGGUCCUGAAGGACUCCACUUUACAGGAGUGCAUUCAAUUUUUGGAGCACUGCGAAGUUUACGGGAAAGACAUAAUGACGGUGAUAGACCAGCCGUUUGACAUACAGGACAUGCUGAACGUCUCACCUCAGGGCAAACGGACGGUCGUUUACGAGGCGCGAUUCCUCAAGGCAUUAUUCUUGAAGUUGCAAAUGUCUUAGCUGCGUAAAGAAAGAAUGCUAAUUAUGCCGUUGUACAUUUUGUACUCGCAAGAUAUCUUGUGACCGUCCUGUUUAUUGUUAGCAUAGCGCCGAAUUAUAUUAGUUAACACUUAA
Molecule: messenger RNA, 2091 nt
Organism: Vollenhovia emeryi
Lineage: Eukaryota; Metazoa; Arthropoda; Insecta; Hymenoptera; Formicidae
Gene: Ttc30
Product: tetratricopeptide repeat protein 30A
Exons: 9
Coding region: 1-1977 (658 amino acids)
Biological process (GO): intraciliary transport
Cellular component (GO): intraciliary transport particle B; axonemal microtubule
Molecular function (GO): intraciliary transport particle B binding; protein binding
Source: RefSeq, a predicted model, not a curated record